UCUUCCAGAUUCCAAGCUUCAACAUAAUAGUCAAGGGAGACGAAAACGAUAUACGUAAAGUUCUUUUUACCGUGCCAUCAAAUUCAUGCUGCGGUCAUUCGUUCUCAACAGCUUUUCCAAUCUCAAAUACUCACGAACAUUCGCAAAAAUGGCAUCAGAUGCAAAGCGGCUCAAAUUGUCAGAUGAGGAAAGAAGCAGCAAAUUAGAACCACUGAAGACCAGUGGUUGGACAAUGGUUGAAGGAAGAGAUGCUAUUUAUAAGGAAUUUCUGUUCAAAGAUUUCAAUGAGGCAUUUGGUUUCAUGACAAGGGUGGCACUGAAAGCAGAUAAGAUGGACCAUCAUCCGGAGUGGUUUAAUGUUUAUAACAAGGUGCAGAUAACUCUCAGUACCCAUGAUUGUGGCGGCCUGUCGGAGAGAGAUGUCAGACUGGCUACGUUUAUUGAGGGCGCGGCCAAGACGUCGUAAUAUACUGCUGAUAUUCAUAGAAUCUCCUCCUCACAAGUGCUGACUUAUACCUUGAUAUGAGCUAUAAUUUGGACCAAUCAAAAUACAGCAUUUAGUCAAAGAUUUUUAUUGUAUGUUGUUGUUAAUAAUAAUGAUUGUUGUGGU
Ruditapes philippinarum (Manila clam) is the source of this 610-nucleotide messenger RNA. RefSeq names its product pterin-4-alpha-carbinolamine dehydratase-like. Lineage: Eukaryota; Metazoa; Mollusca; Bivalvia; Venerida; Veneridae. Bases 86 to 466 code for a protein of 126 amino acids. Gene Ontology annotation, biological process: tetrahydrobiopterin biosynthetic process. The record is from RefSeq and is a predicted model, not a curated record. The transcript is spliced from 4 exons. Gene Ontology annotation, molecular function: 4-alpha-hydroxytetrahydrobiopterin dehydratase activity.